Eimeria maxima is the source of this 765-nucleotide messenger RNA. RefSeq lists its product as hypothetical. The record is from RefSeq and is a predicted model, not a curated record. The coding region runs from base 1 to 765 and encodes 254 amino acids. Gene Ontology annotation, cellular component: TIM23 mitochondrial import inner membrane translocase complex. Lineage: Eukaryota; Apicomplexa; Conoidasida; Eucoccidiorida; Eimeriidae. The transcript has 6 exons. Gene Ontology annotation, biological process: protein import into mitochondrial matrix; protein insertion into mitochondrial inner membrane.
AUGAGCUGGCUCUUCGGCAGUUCUUCUGCCCCCCAGGAGUCGCCAGCAGCGGAGAAGGGUUUGCCUGAUCUGCCCCCAGGCCUCCAAUCGCUACCUCCCCCACCUCCUCCUAGGGGAUCGUCGAUCCCAUCAAAACCCUUCUCUGGUUUCUCCGAUCCUCCCCCUGCUUCCUUUGUCUCUUCUUCUUCUGCUGCUGCCCCACAAAGAACCCCUGGUGUCUCCUUUUCCUUUGCUGCCCCUACAAAGGAGACAGAUUACAAUGCUGAGGAUUUGUCCAAGUCUCCUUACACUGAGAGUUCGGGUAUAAGGGACGCGGAGUAUGCAGCAGAUUAUAUAAAUAAUAAAGAAGAGAAAUCUUCUUUUUUAGACAGACACAUUACUAAUCCAAGACUACGCGGGUGUAUAGACGGUGUUAAGAUGGGCAUGAAGAUGGGCUGCGCUGUCGGAGGUAUCUUUGGGGGUAUCACGGGGACAUACGCGGCUAUCACCAACAGAAACCUCCUCAUUCUCCCCUUCUCUAUGAUUGGCGGCGCUCUCUCCUUCGGCUUCUUCUUAGGUUGUGGUAUGAUCAUCCGCUGUCAAGAACCCAAACUCUCUCCCUCUAGGGGCCCCAGGGCCCCGGGGUGGGCCCGGGACUCUUGGGCAACUCGCAGUUUCUUGUUCGCGCCAUCCCCAAGUUGUGGAGGGCUUGCAUCCGCGUACUCUACCCCCCCAUUGGUGACUCCUGUCUGCGCUAGGAACGGAGACAGGGAAACACAGCUCUAG